Messenger RNA from Drepanopeziza brunnea f. sp. 'multigermtubi' MB_m1, 621 nucleotides. RefSeq lists its product as uncharacterized. The record is from RefSeq and is a predicted model, not a curated record. Lineage: Eukaryota; Fungi; Ascomycota; Leotiomycetes; Helotiales; Drepanopezizaceae.
AUGGUUUCCCUCACGCUCCUCAGCACCCUCCUCCUGUCAACUGGCGUCUUCUCGGAACGUCCCGAACCUCACGCACCUCCGGAUAUCCCUACCACCGAGACGGCAAAGACGCUCCUCGACCAGCUGGUCGUCGCACCCCAGGGUCCCGCAGAUGGCUUCGACGAUGAUCUCUUUCCUCUCUGGGAUCCCGUGGUAGAGAAUUGCAACGCCAGGGAGGAGGUCCUGCGGCGUGACGGGAUCGACGUCGUCGUCAACAAAGCCUGUGCCCCGGUCUCCGGGAUAUGGUACUCUCCGUAUGACGGAAUCAACUCGACGUUUCCACUGGAUGUCGAAAUUGAUGAGAUGGUCCCCUUGCUCAACGCCUGGAGGUCCGGUGCCUCAGAAUGGACGACGCAGGAGAGGGAAAAGUUGGCCAACGAUUUGAACGAGCCCCAACUCUGGGUCGUGACCGACGACAUCCACGAGGAGAAGGAGGACAGCGAGGAAGCGUUCUGGAAGCCCCCGUUGGUCUCAUUCCACUGCACUUACGCCAAAUCCUGGACGAAGGUCAAGUCAGCCUACAACUUGACCAUUACGGACGAGGAGAAGGAAGCUUUGGCUAGCAUGCUGGAUACUUGCUAG